Molecule: messenger RNA, 907 nt
Organism: Neltuma alba
Lineage: Eukaryota; Viridiplantae; Streptophyta; Magnoliopsida; Fabales; Fabaceae
Exons: 4
Coding region: 116-544 (142 amino acids)
Source: RefSeq, a predicted model, not a curated record
UAAAAGAUGUAGCAACACUUUUUAAUUCGAAGACCAGGAGACUAGCUUGCAGUAGUCGAAUAGCACUGGGGCGUUUCACUUGUUUCAUGCAUCCUGCCUUGUACACUGGAUACUGAUGUGUGAAUUUGACAUGAUCACCAGUCGUGUUGCCUUUCCAAAAGUCAGAAGAAAAACCAAGAGAAAGAUGGGAGCAAAUGUUAAUCAAAAUGGAAAAGACUAUGAUAUGAAAGCUGCUAGAGGGAAAAUAAAUUCUGUGUUCUGUCCAGAGUGCCAGGGUACAGGUAUCAUCAUUGAGGGGGAUCAAGUGGAGCAUGCACCUUUUUCUUUGUCUGAGAUGUUCAAAUUAAAAAUAAAGGCAUGUGAUGCACGUAGAGAAUGGAUAAAAAGUCCUGAACUUUUGCAGAAUUGCUCGACUGGAUUUCACUUUCCUGCACAAUCUGAGGAAAUAGGCCAGGAAAAAGUGAAGCCCAUAAAAUUGCUGCACUUCUAUCUCGUGCUGAUGAGAGAAGUUAGACACAGAAACACGAUAGCCGUGGAAUCUUAGCAAUCGGCAUUUUCAAAUCUAUCCCACAUGAUCCAUGACCCAUAAUAUGUUGUACAUCUUUGCACAUAGUGUAUUUCUUAAAAACUAUGAUUAGCUCUUUGGAUAGAUGUAGCCAUUUAGGUAGGUGGAUGGGUUGGAGGCUCACCUUACCUGACGAGACAAUGUGUAUACCUGUUGGCUUGUUGCUAACGAGAAUGCAUGUAUCAUUGUGUAUGUUGCUGACUUCCAUGUACAUGGUAAAGCAAAGGGCAAAAUAUCAUUGACCUUGCAGUGUACUGGAGUCUUAUUAUAAUUAGUACUUUCUGUGACUUUCUGGCCAGUCAUUAUUGGAUACUUGGGCAAUAUGUGCCCCUGCAGCAGAAA